Talaromyces amestolkiae is the source of this 2448-nucleotide messenger RNA. RefSeq lists its product as uncharacterized. The record is from RefSeq and is a predicted model, not a curated record. The coding region runs from base 1 to 2448 and encodes 815 amino acids. Lineage: Eukaryota; Fungi; Ascomycota; Eurotiomycetes; Eurotiales; Trichocomaceae. The transcript has 2 exons.
AUGUCUGUUGGCAGCCAUGCCUAUAGGCAUGCGCUACAACGUGCUCCCUCUCGGCUCGACUACGUCUGGAUCAGCGACGAGCUUCUCUCAUCGACGUUCCAGAAAUUCGUGAAGGGUCAGCGUCGGUACGGAAGUCGAGUUCCUGGUCCAUUGGAAGCCAGUAAACGACUUGCAAGAAGGAGGAAUACUGCCUUGGCUGUGGGAGGAAGUCCUUUUGAUCCUGCAGCUAAUGUUGCUCAUCUGUUCGGCGCCAAUGGUACGGGGCAUGUUCGCCAAUGGGACGAUUCUCCAUGGUCCUCACGCUGGCCGGAGCCAUUGGAACUAUUUUCCUAUUCCGAUCAACCUCCUCCGUCUCCGAACCUAUCAUUUCUCGCGCAGGUAGAAUGUUCGGCAGAAGCCUUAGGCGAUGCAAUUGAACCUCAAACAUCCGCGAACCCGACCUUUGCCUCAUCAUUGGCAAGAUGCAAAACCGUACAUGACGUGAGAGAGGCAUUGGAGUGGUACCAUAUUGAUAUUCGACAUGAACCGGAAUAUAGCCGCAUGAUAUUCAAUCACUUUCAUCAAAUAAUCACCCGAGAAAACCAAGCUCCAGGCGUCCGUGAGCUUUUGGAUUUCCUGGACGAUUCGAGCCUAAAUAUAUACGGCAUGGGCAAUUACAGCGAACUAUUCGAACAUCUUAGCGACUCUGCUCUGGAUAUGGUCUAUAAAAUGAAGCUCAUUGACAACGUCACAAAGGCUAUCGGUCUUGGUCUUGUCCCUGUCAGAGAGAUUACUCGAAUUCUAAAACUUCUGCCGGAAUCCAUAUGCGGUCGUGAAUCGUCUCGUCAGACUCGGGAGACUGUAACCCUGGAAAAAGCUUUCAACGACAUCUGGACCGCGCUGCAGUCAUGCAGUGUGUUCAAGUUGCAUGAGAUCGACCACGAACUCCUUGAGCCCUGGGUUGACCAGCUGAUGGCUUUCAAUGAUGUUCGGUUGCUGCGUUUAGCUAAACGCAUCCUCGCUGCAUAUCAUGACUCGAUAAGAAGUCUCUCUUACUCUAUGUCUCUACGUUCUUUGAACGUUCUUUACUCGCGAGGAGCUUUGGUUGAUUGGGGUGUUUGCACGACAUAUCUUGAACAGGCUCUGAUGCGUGGUGAUGUGGCUUCUCUAAGCUAUGCAAAAGAUCUUAUCCUGACAUAUCAUCGAUACGAGCUGGUGCCCUCAAGCUCGAUCGCAGACCUCCUACUGCAAUACCUUAUCAAUGCGCGAAUCUCAGCCGAUUCAGAAGGAGCUGUCGCUCAAAUAUUGCCGGACCUGUUACGGCAGCUGAAUACAGAUAUUGCUACGGAUUACAUCAUUAUGAUCACCGAACGUCUAGCUUUUACAAAACGCGAGGACCCGGCUCGUGAUCAUGCUCUCAAAGGUCUGCGGAAUUGCCUUUUGCACAUCGAUAGACCGGCUAUUCUUUCGUCAAAAGGGUGGUGUGAAUUGAAAGAGGAUGAUGGUCUGGGCACAUCCAAAGGAUUGAGGGUUGCUCUUCGUAUGUGGACUUGGAUUGCAAUAAGUACCACGCCUCAUCGAAGACUUGCGAGUCCGCGUCCAGAUCAAGUCAAUCAGAAGAGUAUACAUGGUGCUGGCAUAUCCAUAUUGAAGCUCUUCGACAAUGUCACUACAAGCAUCAAAUGGCAAUCGCAUGAAAACAGAACAGAGCUAUUGCCAAAGCUAGUAGCAGGGCUUCAACAGCUUGACGUUCCUAGUAACCAGGUGUUGAAAAAGGUGUACGCACUUCUCACUCGCAAAGAAAUCACAAAUCUUUCGACUCUCCAAUCCUUCCAGAAGCUUGAAGAGGGACGCAUGACCCUGGAGCAGGCGGCUCUACAGCGGAACGUGUUCAAUUCGACCAAAUCAUACCUUUUAUCUUCACAUUUGAGGGUUAUAAGAAACGUCGACGUCACCAGUCCGGACUUCAUCGAUAGCAUGGUCGAUCUAAUAGAGAAAGAUAACACCAAAAUACGCGACAUGAUUUUUCUGAUCUCACUGCACACGCCUCUGCAGGUCGCCUUGGCCAUGGCGAGUACUCGCAAUGCGGGACAUAUCCCUAACACAAAAAGGGUCAGAGCCAUCCUGCGACUCGAAUCCAAAGGCAAACAGCUAUACCUGGAGCCAAAUGCCUGCGUGUCAUUCAUCCAUUUGCUGGCCUCCUCGAUAGCAGUAUCGGACAAAGUGAGCCCCCGAGCAGCCUUUAAUCUUGUGACAUACCUCUACUACUACUUGAUUAAGUACAACGGCCCGGUGAAGUCGAAUUUUGUCCGUGCCAUGUACCAUUGUGGUAUCACGCGGUUUCUUGAGAGUGGGCUACGGGUAUCUGGGGUUCAGGAGCAUUAUAUCUUGAAGGUUGUGCAACGGCAUGAGGAGCCGGAAACCGCUCGUGCGCUAAUGAAUGGGUCAUAUAUUGAGCGACUUUAUUAG